CCUCUAUAUAAAUGAGAUAUGACGCGCAAACACCGACUCAAAAGUGCUUUUGUUUUGGUUGUUUUAGGCAUUUGCUUCUCUCUUUCUUUUUUUUGCUUUGAAACUAAAAAAAACAAACAGAAGAAGAAAAAAUGGUGGAUCUUCAGAAGGUAUGUUCCAUGUGCGGCGACGUUGGCUUCCCGGAAAAGCUCUUCCGCUGCUGCAAGUGCCACCAACGUUACCAACACUCGUAUUGUAGCAAUUAUUAUAGUGAAUUGUCAGAGGGAAUAGAGGUGUGUGACUGGUGUCAAAGUGAAGAAAGAAACAGCAGUUCAAGGCGUGGAAGUUCUUCCAGAAAACCAUCAGCUGAAGGGAUCAUGAUGAGCAGCAGCAGAUCAGAAUAUCCAGGUGGCGACAAAAUCAAACAGCAAAACCAUGAUCAUCAUAGUCAUAGAGAAGAAUCAACGGCUCAUGAUCAAAAACCAAAGAAUAAUCAUGGUGGUGCACCAUCGCCUCGUACGCCCACCCGUAGGUACAAACUUCUCAAGGAUGUCAUGUGUUAAAUUAAAAGGAAAAAAUAAAUAAAAACUUUUCAUAUGUUAAUAUUAUGGAAAUUAUCUUCCUUAAGGAUAAUUGUAAGUUUUUUUUUUUUUGUACUUUUGACUAGUAGAGUACUACUUUUAUGGCCUAUGCUACCUAGCUAGCUAGCUGAAUAAGUUCUCAAUGUAGCGUUCACUCUCUCUAAUAUAUAUAUAUAUUAUAUGUACAAAUUAGUAGAUGAUAAUUAUGGGUGAA
Messenger RNA from Solanum lycopersicum (tomato), 774 nucleotides. Its product is annotated as protein PARALOG OF AIPP2. The record is from RefSeq and is a predicted model, not a curated record. Lineage: Eukaryota; Viridiplantae; Streptophyta; Magnoliopsida; Solanales; Solanaceae.